CGCUUGUUCAGGACUUUUCUUCCAGGCCGGGAUUGCUCCUCGUUCGUCCCGGGCGCUGCCUCUGUCGGUCCUGCCUGUUGGGUCCAUGAUGCGACGCUUGGGCUCCGUGCAGCGGAAAAUGCCCUGUGUGUUUGUGACGGAGGUGAUAGACGAACCCUCGGCCAAAAGGGAACACCAGCCAUUUAAAGUUUUGGCAACUGAAACUCUAAGCAACAAAGCAGUAGAUGCAGAUAUACACAGUGCAAUUCCAACAGAAAAAGUGGAUGGAACAUGUUGUUAUGUUACUACCUACAAAGAUAAGCCAUACCUUUGGGCUCGACUAGACAGAAAACCCAACAAACAAGCUGAAAAAAGAUUUAAAAAUUUUCAACAUUCCAAAGAGAACACAAAAGAAUUUCUUUGGAAUGUGGAAGAGGAUUUCAAACCUGUCCCAGAGUGCUGGAUCCCAGCAAAGGAAAUAGAACAACUGAAUGGGAAUCUGGUGCCUGAUGAAAAUGGACACAUUCCUGGUUGGGUACCAGUAGAGAAAAACAGCAAACAGUAUUGCUGGCAUUCCUCUGUAGUUAAUUAUGAAUUUGAAGUUGCCUUGGUACUAAGGCAUCAUCCUGAUGAGCCUGAAGUUUUGGAAAUAAGUGCAGUGCCACUCUCAGAUCUCUUAGAGCAAACCCUGGAGCUUGUAGGAACAAAUGUGAAUGGAAACCCAUAUGGGUUAGGAAGCAAGAAACAUCCCUUGCACUUUCUUAUACCACAUGGAGCAUUUCAAAUAAGAGAUAUGCCUGCCCUGAAUCACAGCGACCUCUUGUCCUGGUUUGAAGGUUGCAGAGAGGGUAAAAUUGAAGGAAUUGUAUGGCACUGCAGUAAUGGCUGUUUAAUUAAGGUCCAUCGCCAUCACCUUGGUUUAUGCUGGCCAAUUUCCGAGACUUACAUGAAUUCAAAACCAGUUACUGUCAACAUGAACCUGAACAAAUAUCACUAUGCUUUCGAUACUAAAUGUCUGUUCAAUCAACUUUCAAAAAUAGAUAAACAGAAAUUUGGUAGGCUCAAAGAUAUAAUACUCGAAAUAUAAAAUGGAAAUACAAUUAAAAUUAACUUUGUAUUGAGAUCUUGAAUAUUCUGCUACGUUUUCAAAGCUCCUAUCUCUCUGGAAAACAUACGAGGGUCUUCCACCAUUCAAAGAAGUUACAUAUUCAAAUAUUUAUUUAAAUCCACAGAUUAAUUUUAACCUCUAUACAGAAAAAUAUAGUGAUCAGUAAACCUGUACAAAGGCUUAACCUUAUAAUUUAAUGUAUAUAAAUGUCAAUGCAUCCAUAUUUUAUUAUUAUAGAUAGGAUCUGAGAAUCUUAACACAUACAUAAAUUAAGAAUAUAUAAAACUCCAAUUUUUUUUCUCCUCAUACUUUUAAAACCUAAGACAUUAUGAAUGUAGACAAAUUUGGAUAGUUCACUGCCUGUUUUAUGGCUAUAACUUAUUCUGAAGUCUUCAAAUUUUUUAAUUCUAAUUACUAAAACUCCCAUUUAAGUCAAGGUAUAAGGUAUUGAGAAGGAAAUUCUCUACUUCAAAACCUGAUUUAACUUAUAAAACAAAUAAAACUA
Dipodomys spectabilis (banner-tailed kangaroo rat) is the source of this 1592-nucleotide messenger RNA. RefSeq names its product chromosome unknown C12orf29 homolog (gene Rlig1). Gene Ontology annotation, biological process: response to reactive oxygen species. The coding region runs from base 86 to 1066 and encodes 326 amino acids. Gene Ontology annotation, molecular function: RNA ligase (ATP) activity. Lineage: Eukaryota; Metazoa; Chordata; Mammalia; Rodentia; Heteromyidae. The record is from RefSeq and is a predicted model, not a curated record. The transcript has 7 exons.